ACGAAAAACAAUCGUUGUCUAGCCAGUUGAUGGGAAGCAUCCAUAUAGAAUUGUUCGCAAUUUCUUCGUUCGAACUGAAAUCCGCUAGAAUGAAAACCAAUUUGUUUCGAAUUCUCACGCAGUUCCUGCUUAUUGCACUGGUCGGUUGUUCCCUGGUAAAUGCUGCACCAUUAGAAGAUGAAAGCGAGACGAAGUUAUCGCGAGUUGUGCGUCAGACGACCUACAAGUACCAAGAAGCAGUAGCUGCUUACACAUUUUCGCCAUUUGCUCCGAAGACUAGCCCCACAACUACGACUACUACCACGACUCCAAUACCCGUUACAACGAAAAGGCCGUGGUACAAAUUGUGGAGAUAACUAAUUCGUGUAUGAGACAUGCAAUUGAAAUUCAAUAUAUUGCAACAAGGUGGGAAAGCGGA
This is a messenger RNA of Armigeres subalbatus, 418 nucleotides long. RefSeq lists its product as uncharacterized. The record is from RefSeq and is a predicted model, not a curated record. NCBI's taxonomy places the organism in Eukaryota, Metazoa, Arthropoda, Insecta, Diptera, Culicidae. The transcript is spliced from 3 exons. The coding region runs from base 30 to 356 and encodes 108 amino acids.